CUGGAAUCACGUUCGGUAUUGCCACCCGCCCCUUCUUCCGAACCAAGAACCCGAACCUACGGCAGCAGGCUCGGGGGGGACUAUUCGCCUGCAGACAACUCCUCCUACAGUGCGAGCAUCAGGGAAAAUAUCACCUUCGCUAGAGGUACAGACUCUGCUCGCGGUGACGUGGCGCCUGCAGAGCGCUUCACCCAGCCAACCCGUGCAGACGUGGCACCUCCGUCCAGCACGGGUGGAUCAUACGUGACAUCCAGCAACCAGGGGAACGGCAAUGGCGGCGCGGCUCUUGGCGGAAAAGCCAACCAAUCCAACAGCACCGCCAGUUUAGGAGGCGGUGGUGGUAAUGGAAUCGGCAGAAGUCCGUCCGGUACUUAUUUCUCCGCUACUGCUCUCUCGAACCGCUCGCAGGGCAACGGCAGCCCUCGCAACUCUAGCGAGAAUGAGAAGCUGUACGAGGCUUAUAACGAGUUGCACCGCUUAGCGCAGCACUUCCAGAAGCCGUUCGAUGCGCCAGCUGUGCUGAUCGUGGGGCAUCAAACGGACGGGAAGAGUGCGCUGGUGGAAGCGCUGAUGGGAUUCCAGUUUAACCACGUGGGCGGGGGGACGAAGACGCGCCGUCCGAUCACGCUUCAGAUGAAGUAUAAUCCGGCGUGCGAGGAGCCGCGGUGCUACUUAGUGCUGGAUAAGGAUCAUACGAGCGAACAGGAGAAGACGUUGCAGCAACUACAGGCUUAUAUCGAGUCCGAGAACCAGCGGCUGGAAAAGGACAUGGGGCGAUUCUCGGACCGAGAGGUGGUGGUGCGCGUGGAGUACAAGUACUGCCCCAACCUCACCAUCAUCGAUACUCCUGGACUGAUUUCUGCUGCUCCCUCGGUCACACACACAGCCUUACAGGAGCAAGCCCGGAUAGUUGAGGCGCUAGUCCUAGCGAAGAUGAAGCAGCAGGAGUUUGUGAUCCUGUGCCUCGAGGACAGCAGUGACUGGAGCAACGCGACGACGCGGAGGAUCGUCAUGAAGGUCGACCCAGACCUCUCCCGGACCAUCCUCGUGUCCACCAAGCUCGACACGCGCAUCCCGCAGUUCUCCCGGGCAGCUGACGUGGAAAUGUUUCUCAACCCGCCGCUGCCGGAUAUUUCGGCGUCGCGGCUCGCCACGCGGCCGUUUUUCACGUCGGUGCCGUCGGGGCGCGUGGGGUCCGGAUCGGACGCGGUUUUUAUGACAGAUGAUGACUUCAGAGACGCUGUUGCUCGGAGAGAGAUGAGCGACCUUGCAGCGCUAGAGGACAAAAUGGGCCGCCCGCUCUCCGACGACGAGCGAGCAAGGGUGGGGGUUAGCCGGCUUCGACUCUUCUUGGAGCAGAUGCUGCAGCAACGGUAUCUCGAGAGUGUACCCUAUAUAGUGCCGCUGCUCGAUAAGGAAUACAAGUCCGUCUCGACCAAGCUCUCUGCCACCUCUGCGGAGCUACAGAACCUGAGCGACGGCGAGUUGAGAGAGAAGAGCCGGAACUUCCGAGACAAUUUCGUCCGGAAGCUCACAGUUCUGCUCCGUGGCUCCAUUGCUGCUCCACCGGACAAAUUCGGCGAGACUCUGCAGGAAGAGCGGGCGCGUGGGGGGAUCUUCGUUGGGUCAGACGGCCAGCAGUUUCCCCAGAGGCACAUGCCGAACGCCAGCAUGCGGCUCUUUGGAGGGGCGCAGUACCACCGGGCAAUGGCGGAGUUCCGGUUCGUGGUGGGUGCAGUGCGGUGCCCUGCGAUAUCAAGGGAGGAGAUAGUGAAUGCGUGCGGUGUGGAGGACGUGCACGAUGGCACCAACUACUUCAGGACGGCAUGUGUGAUUGCUGUUGCCAAGGCUUGGGACGUAUUCGAGCCAUUCCUUCGACAGCUCGGGUUCCGUUUAUCACACAUUGUGGGACGACUGCUGCCCAUCGUGCUCUUCCUACUCAAGAGGGACAACGAGCCCAUGCUGGUGCAUGAAACGUUCAUAGAGCGAGUGCAGGAGUCGUACCACAAGUUUGUGGACGCUACUGAGCGCUCCUGCAUCGACAGGUGCAUGGAGGAUCUCACCAGCACCACCCGCUUCGUCACAUGGUCUCUGCAUAACAGGUCUCGCUCUGCCCUGCGUUCAUUCUUCGACUCAGCCAUGCCCAACCAGGACUCCUCCCUCCUCGCUGCUGUCGGCGCCUUCGAAGCAUCCACGCCAAUGCCAGUCCCAGUUGCCACAAGCAGACAAAACUCGCCGCCCUUUGGCCCGACCGACUACCAGUCAAGCCCAAGCGAUGACGGCCGGGGGGACAGAGGGGCAGUGGGCGGACCCGGCCGAUCCAGUGCUACUGGUACCACCGCUAGUGCUACUGCUGGUGGCGGUGCUGGCAGUGGUGCUACUGCCGGUGCUGCUGCUGCUGGUUCAGCAGCAGGUGGCAGUGGCACAGGAGGGAGGCUAGCGGAUCUCCUCGAAUCCACCCUCUGGACACGCCGCCUCGCCCCUUCCUCCGAAGACAUAGUAAACGCUCUAGUCAUGCAGAUAUUCGAGGGGAUCCGGGACCACUUUGUGAUGUCUGCUGAGCUCAAGUUCAACUGCUUCUUUCUGAUGCCUCUCAUGGACCGGUUUCCGGCGAGGUUGAGGGAGGACCUGGAGGCGGUGGCGGGGGGUGGAUUGGACGCGGUGUUUGAUAUCUCGAGAGUGCGCGGGCAGCUGGAGAGGAGCCGCGGGGAGCUGGAUGAAGAGCUUAGGCGGAGUGCGUGGGUAGCUGGAGAGGAGCCGUGGGCGCUCGAUGAAGAGCUGAGGCGGGUGAGUGAGGGAGUGGGGGGAGCGGAGUGUGGGUGGGUAGGGAAUGUUUGCCUGGAUACUGGUGUGGAUGUGGAUUCUUGUUGUUUCUUAGGCAGGCUGUACUCGCCUCGGGAGUGGGAGGAGCUGGAGAUGACCUCAUCCCUGACUGAUUCAUUAGGAUUGCCGUGUGCUUGCUUGUCCCUCCUCCCUGCACCCCCUGUUGCCAGUCUGGGGGCUCGCCUCUUUGAGAUCGCCACUCAUGUGUGUCCCAUCUGUCUCUCCAUCUUGGCCGUGUUCGACAAGGGUUCACCAGAUGAAAUUGACCGUAUGUGCUUUCAAGUCAUGGACGUUCUCAAGUCAGGAAAGAUCGACAGGAGGGAGGUAGAGGAGGUCAUCCGCAGUGCUCUCACCACUGUCUUCGGUCCCCAGCACACUCUCCCGCCUGCCCUCAUCCAAGCCUUCGUCUCCUCUGCCUUCCCAUCCAGUCCCACCUCUAGUACCCGGGCUUCUCUCAGUCACUCCUCCCGUGAUUCCUCCUCACCCACUUCUACCGCUCUCCACCCAUCUUCUGGUCAGUCUUCCACUGCUGCUGCUUCUCUUCAUGCUUCUGCAGCUUCAGCAGCACCAUUGGAUCGAGCAGGAGGAGGGCAGGAGCAGCCAGAGGGGAAAGAAGUAGGGAGGCCAGAGCAAGAAGGGGAGAGUGUAGGUAGGGAUGGUAGUGCUGGUGCCAGUUUUGCUGCUGAUCCCAGCGUUGAUGAUGAUACCAGAGCUGAUGACGAUGGUGGCAGUGUUGCUGCUGAUGAUGGAAGGGAGCUUUCCUACCAGGAUGCUGUUCGAUGGUGGACCGCGGUCCCUGCUGUCAAGAAGUUUCUCCGAAGUCUCCUUACCCCUCCAGAUCUCCGUCCGCCGCUACCCACUCUUGUUGCGCCAGCUGUCACCGCCAGCGGCCGCCAGAUCAUCUCAGAAGCAGGGGUGCAGCGGCGGGAUAGUAGGGAGGAAACGUGGCUGCUUCAGAAGGAGCUGACGUGGCACAUAGCCGGUGCACUACAGGACAAAGAGUGUCGGGAGUGGUGUUUGCUGUACAGCAGCAAACUGCAUGGCCUAAGCUUCAACUCGUUUCUGGGGAAGGUGUCAUCGGUACCACACCCAACCGUUCUCGUGGUCCGUGACUCAGCUGGAGCCAUCUUUGGGGCCUUUGCUUCCAAGCCGUGGGAGCGAGGCAGCGCUUUCUUUGGUGACAUGCGCUCCUUCCUCUUCUCCUUCCUCCCCGCCGCUGCUGUUUUCAAAGCAGCCGGCACCAGCACCAACAUACAGUGGGUACGUGGUUCUGUCAGACGUUAUUCCCGCUGUUUGGCUGAUAUACCUACCUCUCCCUCACCUUCCUACCAACCACAGUGUGCAUCAGGAUUCGCGUCCGAAUCCAUUCCCAAUGGCAUUGGUCUGGGCGGCCAACCGGGUCAUUUCGGCCUUUUCCUCUCGGCGGAUUUCGACUCUGGUCACUCUCGCCCCAGCACCACAUUCAACUCCCCUUCACUCUCUUCAUCACCAAACUUUAGCAUAGAUGCAGUGGAGUGCUGGGCUGUUAUCAGUGCUUCUCUUUCUGAUAGGAUUUCUGCUGGUGAUGGGGGAAUAGGAGCCAUUGGAUCGUCAGGGUCUAGAGUGGGAAGUGGGAGAUCGGACCAUGCUGGUAGUGGGAGAGGGACAGUGUUGGAUAGGUUUGGCAAGGAGCGUGCGAUGUUGGGCAUGAUGGGGAUAGCGACAGCUAGUGAGAACAUUGGGAGAGAUACAACAGACUGUGAGAGGUGA
This is a messenger RNA of Closterium sp. Naga37s-1, 4572 nucleotides long. Lineage: Eukaryota; Viridiplantae; Streptophyta; Zygnematophyceae; Desmidiales; Closteriaceae. The record is from the annotation of a GenBank genome assembly.